This is a messenger RNA of Haliotis rubra (blacklip abalone), 3289 nucleotides long. RefSeq names its product zinc finger protein 624-like. The transcript has a single exon. NCBI's taxonomy places the organism in Eukaryota, Metazoa, Mollusca, Gastropoda, Lepetellida, Haliotidae. The record is from RefSeq and is a predicted model, not a curated record. Gene Ontology annotation, molecular function: DNA binding. The coding region runs from base 445 to 3123 and encodes 892 amino acids.
UUUUGGCUUAUUUCAUACACUGCCAACACUCUCGUACUUAUUUUAGAAUGUCACAUAGCGGUAUUUCCGAUAGCAUUCACACGAUAGAUGUCACACGAACCGAUAGCGUUCAAGGGAGAUAAUCGAACAAACACUCUUCUGCAAUGGAGAUUCAUAAAUGUGUCCGGGGAACACUCGAAAAGCAAAUGUUGUAGUAUUCGGAGAAGUUGUGUGACAGUCCUGAAAGAUAUAUAUAUGAUUUGGAGAGAGGGUACAGACGGGUACGAUGACAAAAACACUUCAACAUUUUACCAUGAAAUCAGAGAUUGUUACAUGGGCGGUGAGAAUAAUAUCUCAGACUAAAAUCAAGUCCCAAUCAUACAGUGAAACACGCCCACGAUUUCCGAUAGUGUAAUUUGACAGUGUUGACCAGAAACGAAGCAAAUGAAUCAAUGAGAUUCCAGGAUGGUGACGAGAAUAUUUUCCAAUGUGGUUGCAGAUAUUGACAAAGAUCUACAAGGGAAAUUUCCCACAGACUUUGAUUAUCAUGCAAUGGUGAGAAAAGUCAGCGAGGACGCUGGGGUGGAGAUUCAGACAGGGAAUGGUGGUGAUAGUAAACACAUUUCUCUGCAUGGUGUGUGGGUCGCUAUGGAGAAGGUCCAUAGCCUGCUUGCUACAGCAUUGGCAGUGUACGGAGCCAGAGUGGUCCCAAGGAAUACGCCUUCACCAUCACCCACACAAGAUUUUCACAGCCAAUCAAGUGUAUUUCUAAAAUCUGGAUCAUGUACUGCCGCAGAAGAAAACCACAUUUCACAACAGGACACACUCACUCCAGUUACCCAAAGUAAGACAGAAGUUACUGCAUCAAAUCAUGAUAGGAUGGAACUAAAGGGAGAAUGUGACACAGGUGAGACUGUCAUGAAAGCUAAAUUUAGAAAGCAUGUGAAGAAGAGGAAAGCAAUAAAAUCACUCACGUUACCAAAGUCAGAAUCAACUGCCACUAGUACCACAACAAAAAACCAUACACAACAUGUAACAGACUUCACCAAUAACUGUUCAGCUGAUGAAUCUGAACCUGAAAAUGUUGAAAGUAUGAACAUGGAAAGUGUUGAAGCGACCGAGCAGUCGGUCAAGCGGAAACGAGGACGUCCUAGAAAGCAUUCUCCUGGUCUUCCAAGUCAAAGAAUAUUCACCAAAUUCAGAUCCAAAUUCAAUCACAGGAAAAAGUAUACAAGGUUAAAGCGAACUAUACAUGAUGAUGGAGUGAAAUUAAGUAGAGGAAGGGGUCGACCUCGAAAGUUCCCUGAAGGAGAUCCAGAGGAAUUUCCUUGCCCUGAAUGUGAUUUUGUUGCCAAAAAUCGGAACACACUUGGAGAUCACCGGCAUAGAGUUCACCUUGCUAACCCAACCAAAUGUGAUAUAUGUCACAAAGUCUUCCCUAACCGUCGGUACAUGAAGCGUCAUCGUGCAUCUCAUGUUGAGCCACAGCAUUGUUGUGAUGUUUGUGGGAAAAUGUAUAAAAUCCGAAAAGCAAUGCAGGAGCAUAAGAAGACUCACGAGGAAGGAUACUCGAGGCCGACAUUUCAGUGUGGUAUGUGUCCAAAGUCAUUCUGUAGUAAUUACAUUCUUUCAUGCCACGUGAAAUCUGAACAUUUGGGUCAGAAGAAGAGCUUUCUGUGUUCAGUGUGUGGCAAGAGCUUUACAACUAAACAUUCACUGCAAGAGCAUUCAAAUGCUCACACUGGUGCUAAACCUCACAUAUGUGAAGUGUGUGGUAAAGGAUUUUGUUACGAAUCUGCGCUACGAGAUCAUAAAUAUGUUCAUAUUGGUGCUAAGCAAUUUAUCUGUGAAAUUUGUAGCAAAGGAUUCAGUCAAAGAUCUGGUUUAAAAAUGCAUAUGAGAAUUCAUGAACAAAAAAAGCAGUUUGUGUGUAGUGACUGUGGGCGUGAGUUCACACAAAAACAAGCUCUUCAGAGACAUGAGAGGGUUCACAAGGGAGAUAAGCCAUUUAUAUGUAAGCUGUGUUCCAGGACUUUCAGUGAUGCUUCAAUCAUUCGUCGCCACAUGAUUUUGGUUCAUAAAAUCCACAAAGAUGCCAAAACAUGGAGAGAAGACAUAAUAUGCAAAGUGCAAGGGGCUCUGAAUUACCAUGUUGAGAAAAUAUCGGAAAUCGAGGAAAAAAUUGAUCAUCAAGAUUCAACGGCUUCUACUGAGAUGGAUGUUCUUGCUGCAGCAGCUAAGGCUGUAGAAUUACCACUGGCAGAUGGACCUGGCUCUCCAGAGGUGGUGAGACCUUCCAACUCGGGGUACAGUGUGUACAAAUCUGAUGUAUAUGCUGAUGUUAGCCUGUCGAACCCUGGUUUACAGGAGGAACAUAGUGUUGAUCAGUCAGGUCACAGAAGCAUCCAUCCUGCUUCAUCCUCCUCAUCUCAGUGGUAUCCUUCUCUCAAACCAGAACUCAACCAGCUGCAGAAGCCGGACUUCACUCAUGAUAAACAUGAUUCCAGCUCCUACCUAGAAACACCGCACACAGAACAGCAGCAUUCUCAGACAGCCUACAUAGACACCCCAAGUCGGCCACACAGCCAUGAAGCUUUGCAGCAGAAGAGUCAAGACCAUGAAUUACCUGUGGAAGGGCAGAUGGGUAGAACAGAUAGUCCUGCACAUCCGUAUCUACCUCUCCAGCAGGAUUCCAGAUUUACCAGUAACCAUAACAACCGCUACACCCAUGAUGCACAUGUUGACAGAGGUGCUCAGUACACAACAGAUACCUGCCAAGAUGGCAGCAGUCUCCAUGCAACGUUUGUGUCUGAUCCUGAGAAAAUUGACAACUCGAUCCAUUACCCUGAACCCUCAAACCGAGGAGACAGAGUGCCCCACUAUUCUUCAGUGAACCGAGACAGAGGGGUCAGACAAGCUCAGUACCCCCAGGAGAGCCCAGAUGAGCGACCCUCCCCCUACCCCCCAGACACUCCCCCAACACGGACUGACCCAUCUACAUCUGGCAGCAGCAGUAACAACUUCCCUACCUCGCCCCAACCAUGGCCCUCCAUGUAUGCAUACUAUUCUCACCUUGCCAACCAGUUUGGGAUGACCCUAAGUGACUAUGCUUACAUGGCAAAUCCAGGGAAUUCUCAUCAGUAGUGUUUGCUAUAUGUGUUUACUCUCUAUAGUGUGCUAUGGUGGAAAUCCACAACUAGCUACUGACAAACAAGGAUACGUUGAGCACCGACCUGACAAUUGACCCGAAUUAGCAUGUAUGAGUGCUGCCCACUGUCGCUUGCCAUUGUUAGCGAAGGGGCCCCAGGUU